AUGUAUUUUAGACUUUAGCACAAGAAGGAAGAUUUUUAAAUGAAUUUCUAUAUUUUUUGUUAAGCUUCCUCACUAAGCGAUCUUCGUAGCGCUAGUUCUAUUCUUCAGCAUUUUAUAAACAUUCAUCAAAUGACUACUUAACUUAAUGCCAUUAUUUCCAAAAGUUUUCUUCAUCCUCUUUAUCUCCUAGCUUAGACAUAUCUUCAUAUUUUUAAUAAUAUUUUGUUUUCAUCAACUCAUUAGACUUAGCAUACUAUUCAUUCCAUUCAUUAUACUUUUUUUGUAGUCUUUCUUGCUGUACUUAUUAAAUUUACUAUUUUUGUAACUCAUUUUAGCUAUUUAACUCUUUUUGAUAAUUUAAAUUAUUUAAGUUUAGUUUCAAACCUCCUAGACUUUAAACUGGAACUAAGUUUUUAUAAGCUUUUUUAUUUUACACUGCCAUAGCAGAUGUUGAUGUAAGCAGCUUGCUAGAGGAGCUUAAAUUUCCUAAUGAUUCAUGACUUUUUGAAAGUAGAUUAGAUCUUGUUUAUCCAUCUAAAAAAUAGUGAUUAAGAUUAUGACCCCCAUGAAAUAUAUCUUGAUGCUAAGAAAUUGAGAGAGGCACAAAAUUUGUACUAAAAUUAUUGCUUGAAAUCGGGUUUAAAUUAGGCGAGUUAUGGCGUGAAUUCAUUACAAAUUAAGAUUUCACAGGCAUACCAAUAAAUUAGAUGCUUUUUCUAGAUUAUAAAGAAGCUUAAAAGCCUGAAGGAAGAUUAAUGUUUGCCGGAGUAAGGCUUCUUUUGUUUUUCUAUGGAGAAAAAUCAUCCCAUUAAGAAUUUUUAUGAGCAUUUUAUUCAAUUUCUUUUUUUAUAUCUUUAGAUACUUCUAUCCCUUUAUCAGUGA
Messenger RNA from Tetrahymena thermophila SB210, 882 nucleotides. RefSeq names its product transmembrane protein, putative. The record is from RefSeq and is a predicted model, not a curated record. The transcript has a single exon. Lineage: Eukaryota; Ciliophora; Oligohymenophorea; Hymenostomatida; Tetrahymenidae.